This is a messenger RNA of Mercenaria mercenaria, 2931 nucleotides long. RefSeq names its product integrin beta-like protein 1. Bases 182 to 2497 code for a protein of 771 amino acids. Gene Ontology annotation, biological process: cell migration; cell-matrix adhesion; cell adhesion mediated by integrin. Gene Ontology annotation, cellular component: integrin complex; cell surface; focal adhesion. The record is from RefSeq and is a predicted model, not a curated record. Gene Ontology annotation, molecular function: integrin binding. The transcript is spliced from 19 exons. Lineage: Eukaryota; Metazoa; Mollusca; Bivalvia; Venerida; Veneridae.
CAUGGAUGUUUCAAUGCAAAAAGUUGAAGGGUUAUCAAUAAUAUUUUUAAUUCACCUUUGUACCUACGCUCUGUUGGCUCGCGCUGUAUGAACUGGACUGUAUUACUGUGAAUCGGUCUGUGAUAAUCAGACGCGGAUCUAAAAUUCCUUAGUUCGGAACUAAUUAAUAUAGUGUAGGAAAAUGUUGUUACAUCUGUAUUCUGCAGUCUGCUGGCUUCUGCGCAUUCGGGUUAUUCUCGAACCUGACAGUCUUGGAUGUAACGGGCAUGGCGAUAUGGACGCUUGUGGUCAGUGUAUAUGUGAGAAGAAUUACUUCGGUAACGCAUGUGAAUGUUACUACUCGGAAACGUUACAGUGGGGACCACAAAAUACGUCUGCUGCAAUAGCUGAAUGCACACCAAAUGAUGUCGAGGACGCUCUCGUCUGCUCCGGCAAAGGAAAGUGUCACUGUGGACACUGUAGAUGUUUUCCAACGAAAUCGAAUCCUAACGAGAGAUAUUCCGGACGUUUCUGUGAGUGUGAUGACUAUUCGUGCCCCUGUCAUGAUAAUAUGAUAUGCGGAGGACAUGGCCGAUGUCACUGCGGGAAAUGUGUCUGUAAUGAAGGAUUCACAGGGGAAGCGUGCGAGUGUUCAACCUCCCAGGACACGUGCAUGUCAUCUAAUGGACAGAUAUGCAAUGGAAAGGGCGCUUGUGUUUGUGGGGUGUGUGAAUGUGAAGUCGGAUCGCCAUAUAAGGGACCAACAUGUGAGGACUGUCCUCCGAUCGUUGAGAUGUCAAGUGUCAUGUGCAAUAAUCACGGUUCACUGGACUCGUGCGGUCAGUGCAUCUGUGAAGAAAGCUAUUAUGGCAACAACUGUGAAUGUGAAGAGGAUCUUACAGCCCUAUGUAUCAGCCCAGAUACGACAUCGUCCAUCCCGUGUUCCGGUAGAGGGGAGUGUAUAUGUGGCAUGUGCUCGUGUUUCGCUCGCCGUGCUCAUUCUGCACAAAAAUACAGCGGAAGAUACUGCGAAUGUGACGAUUAUUCCUGCAGUUACCACAAUAACCAGCUUUGUGGAGGUCACGGUCGGUGUAUAUGCGGGAAAUGCAUGUGUGACGAUGGCUAUUCAGGAGACGCCUGCGAAUGUCCUUUGUCUCAGAAUUCGUGUUUCACAGAUGGAGGGGUGCUAUGUAACGGCGUUGGAAACUGCGUGUGCGGCGUAUGUGAAUGUGACGCGUAUUCACACUACCGUGGACCAACCUGCGAGGAGUGUCCGACGUGCCCAGGUCAAUGCCAGAAGUAUAGGGAGUGUAUAUUGUGUAAAGUGUUUGGCAGAGGACAAUACUCAGCGGAAGAAUGUGUUCAAAAGUGUCCAUUGGUUGAAAUUGUUGAUAAGAUAAAUGAAGAAGAAGUCAUGCUAAUUCCCAACAUGAACCUUUGUAGAUAUACGGAUGCUGAUAAUGGUAUGUCAUACUUCUUUACGUACAAGUAUGGGGAACUCAACAAAAUACACCUGACUGCGCAAAAGACAAUGGAAGCGGACAAUAUGGGGAAUCUGUGUAUGGAGGCAAUGUCGUGUGAGGAGUGCUUUAACAUUUCAUCUACAUGUGGUUGGUACAAGCACCUGGAGUUACCUUCAAAUAUCAGACAUCAUUGCGAUUUGCUCAACAAUCAUUUACAAUCUGGAAUCUCAGCAGACGACAUUCUAACAUCUGCGACAUCCUCUAACGUAACGAUAUUGGAACCAGCGAGUAUGAUGUGUAUGGGUCGAGGUUCACUGGACACGUGCGGGCAGUGCGAGUGUGAACCUGAAUACUAUGGUAAGAGAUGUGAAUGCGACGCUAGUUACGGGGUGACAAGUGAAGAAGCCCGAAGUCAAUGUAUAAAUCCUAGAUCGGCUGAUUACGUUCUAUGUUCCGGUAGAGGAGAAUGCAUCUGCGGCAUGUGCUCAUGCUUGCCGCGACGCUCCGGCUCGCCACAAAGGUUCACAGGUCAAUAUUGCGAAUGUGACGACUACUCGUGUCCUUACCACAGCAACAGGAUGUGUGGAGGGAAUGGUCAAUGUGUGUGUGGAGAAUGUCAGUGUUACCCCGGCUUCGAAGGUGAUUCAUGUGACUGUCCGACUGCCCUUGAUACGUGCAUGUCACGUGAUGGAAAGAUAUGCAAUGGUCAGGGCGAAUGUGUUUGCGGCGUGUGUGUUUGUGAUGGAAGUUAUAGAGGACGAACAUGUGAAGAAUGCCCUACGUGCCCUGGACCAUGCAUGCAGUAUAAAGAUUGUGUCUUAUGCCAUGCAUUCGGUUCAGGUCCAUACAAUCGGGAAGAAUGUAGGAGCAAAUGUUCCAUGGAUAACAUUUUGUUAGUCGACACUUUGGAUAUAGAUGGGGAAAAUCGGGAUGAAAAUUUAUGCAGUUUCAUCGACUAUUCCGAUAACACCCGUAUUUAUUUCAAGUACGCAUACGAUGAAAACUACAAGAUUGAGAUCAAAGUACAGAGAGUAAAAAUUUAUAACAAGGCGUGAUGUAACAGCGAUAUCACCACCAGAAAUCUGCAAUCCCACCAGUAGUGCAAAUGUUAAAAUGUUAAAAUAUACCAUUUUGUUUACAUGUCAUAUGCAUUUACGCUGUAUUUUAUUUUACCUUACUUGUACUUUUUUGAAGCACUGGACGAAUCAAGUGAAUAACUGGCUGAUAAACACUUGGAGGCAUGACCUAAUUAAAUUCUUUUACCAUACACAGGUAAACAGUACAGAAAUUAUAUUUUCUAUGAUCUCCGAGAGAUAUUUAUUAUGAUACAACAAUAUCCUAAACAGACUGCUGAGCAACUACUUAGCCAUUAACAGUGCGUAUAGAAACAUUCUGUCCGGUAAUGUAGUUAUCUUUAUAUUCACUUAUUGAACGACAUGACACCAGGAAUAAAUAUGUUUCUAUGAAUAAAUAGAAUCUGUAGAAAGCA